GCGUUCCUCAUAGUUGUCUUCCUGUAUGUUGCUGUCCGCUCACGAGCUGUGCAUGCUCAGAACCCAAUGUUUGCAAACUAAGGCGUGUUGAUAUAUCUGUUCGCUGAUGUCUACAGCAACAUGGCUGAAGACUCAGUUAAAAGAUUAUCCAAAUAUAAGGAUGAAAUAGACUCUGUAAAGUAUUCACAGGCCGGUUAUCGUUUGUAAACAAAGAGCGGACAGCUACGAACACGGCACCGGAAAAACGCAUCUGCUGUUCACGCAGUGAAAUUGGUGUCAUAGUGAACAAGUGUAUAAAACGACAGACAAUCGCCCUUUUGCCUCCAGCUAGUUGGCCAUGACCUCCCUUUAGGCUCCACCUACUUCAGAAAAAUGAAAAACAUCACAUGUUUAAGCCUAAAACUUUCCUAACACUUCGGCCAAGUGUUCCCUAGAAACGGAGGAAAAAGUGGCGCCACAAAAGAUAGUCCUCGUGACCCUUAUAUGCUAAGUGCGCAUGCGCCUAACCCAAUGUUUACAAACAAAGGCACGAUAAAACAGAGCUGUACGCAGCAGCCCCCGAUAACAUGUCUCGUGAAAUGAAUGAGCGUUUCCAGAAAUUUAGGGAUCAAAUGUCCCCUAUUCGGCAACUUUUACUGAGUGGAAAGUAUCCUGCAAAAAUGAGCAGGAAUGAUAAGAGACAAUUGAGAAAACAAAGGGAAACUUUCAAGAUAAAAGGGACUGGACAAGGAUGAAAUGACAUGGCAGAUUACAUUUCAGAACAAGUGAGGGCUGAACGUGAUAAAGAACAGAUGACAAGUUAUAUCGAAGCAGAAGAGGGAAAUGGGUGGAAAUUAUAACUACACCAUCAGAAGCAUAUGAAAAAAUGAAGCUCAUCCAUGAAACCAAUCAGGGUCACAUUGGCAUUGUGAAAACAAAGAGUAGGAUUGCCAUGAAGUAUUACUGGCAUGGCAUGUCACAGGAUGUCAUUAAUUAUAUAACAUUUUGCCAAACAUGCCAGCAAUCAGAGAAAUUCAAAAGACAUGCUCAUACUUCGAGUCAAAAGGUGUCUGACCCCUUGGAAGUUGAGGAGAUGGAUCUGAGUGAAAAUUUGGCAAGUGCAGAGGGCAAACCAGAUGUUACUAAGCUUCCUUUCAAGAAUGUGAGAGUACAGAUGCGUAAGGCAAGUGACUACGUUACCUGCUUUGUACCAACGUGCAUGAACACUACAAGGACAGCACCAGGCAAAUGGUUUAUAGCUGUACCCAGAAACAAGACCAAAAGGAGGGACUGGUGGCUCAGUGUUGGCCGUAGCUUUCCUGUGCUGAAAAAUGACUAUUACUGCUGUGAAGACCAUUUUAAUCUUGAAGAAGAUACUACAAACUACCUUUACACAAAGAUGAUGGGUGGGAAGCUUACAAUAAAAAAAGGUGUCGUUCCUCACAUAUUUCACUGCCAUGAGGAAUAUCUGCCACAGGAAGAUAUUAUAAAACUACUUAAAGAGAAUCUCUCAGAAACUUCAAGUUUGGAGGAUAAUGAUGAUGCUGAGAGAUGUGAAGCACACAUUUUAGAGCCUCUUGUCAAGCACGUUGGAGUACAGACUUCCAAGUUGCACUUUAGGAAUGAACUUUCUGACGAGUGGAUAGAGUUUGAUCAAGAUGCAUCAAUCCUCUCCUGCUUGACUCAGUAUGAUGAACUACAAAGAAGAGUUUCAUCAAACAACUCAUCAAUCAGUGUCUUCAGUGAUCCCUUGGAAACUUAUGAAUCCAUGUCAGAUUUGGCUCACAGUUCUAUAAAUGAAAGUGAUGAUGAAGAAGAAGAAGAAGAAUUUGAAGAUCCUGCUGUUCUCCUUGCAACAGGUAAAGGAACUCAGUUGAUGAAGCUUCUGAGGAAGUACAGAAAGGAGAAGAAAUUCUCAUCAGCUCCAUUACGAGAGUGCCAAUCAUCUCCAGCAACGAGAAGGCAGUGUCCAGUAGAUGAUGCUCCACAAUGUAUGACACAGACUAGUGAUCAGCAUACCACUUUGGAGAAAAGUGAAGUUCUUCCUCAGCAUGACCCUUUUGCCAUUAGUAUUGAAGGUGUAACUUACAGAAGCAUUUUUAAAAGUCACGAGGAAGAUGCAUUGUCAAUGUACAUAGCGAAGGAAUGUGUCGAUAAGGCCUUCGUAACCAUAUCAGUACUUUGCAAUAAGGUGUAUGAUUUCUGUGUGAUGUAUGAUAUUUCCCGUCCACCUGCUUGGGAUUUGAACCAGUCAGCUGACAAUGAAUGGUUCCAAGGAUUCAUGAGAAGACAUCCAUUUUAUAACUGGAACACUGUUAUUAAUAAUAAUGAAAGUAGAAUUCUUAAGCCAUGUGAUAAAUUAAUAGACAAAAUUGAAUUUAUUUCAGUACCACAAACACCAACAGAGGAAAAUGAAGAAGAUAAAAAGUCUGUGUUAUGUGAUAUUGCAUUGGAUCAUAAUUAUGCUCUAAGUACAAUUCCUCAACCUCUAUAGAUGUGCUGAGAAAGUGUUUUACUCUGAGUAUUUGUAUUUUCAUACAUAGCAAGCAUUGUUCAGAUUUCCAUAGUGAUACUUAAGCAUAUGUUUGUUAAAUCUUUCUAGUGUAACAGUAUAUCUCAGGAAAAAGCUAAUACUGUGUAAUAAGAAGAAAAUUGUUGAUUUGGGAGCAUAUAUCACAAGUAACUUAUUCUUUACAAUUCUACGUUAUAUGUCAUCAUCUGCAUUUCAUAAUCUCUGUUCUUUUAAGAAAUUUGCAGAGGUAUGACAACAAUAGAAAACUGCUCGCACACACACACACACACACACACACACACACACACACACACACACACACACACACACACACAUGGUUGCUUGGAAGUUAUUUCUUCACUUUAUAUCUACUUAUUUUCUAUACCACUGGUGGUAAUGGGUUAAAAAUUUAAAUAUGUAAACUAAAAUACAUCAGUGAAGCUCCUAUAUCAAAAGAAAUGUGAUUUCAGCCUCUUUUAAAUACAGUUCUGCUUCACUCUAAAUGUGUCAGGAGAUAGGUAAAAGAUUGGUUGCUGAAGGUUGUCUGAGGGGGAGGCUGAUUAAUUUAGAGUAAGACCUAUCUGGAUGUGAAGGAGGAGGAAGGUAAUGAAAGGGAAUGUAUAUUUGGUGGAGUUUUGCAGACACUGAAUGCCACAAGGGAAGGUUACACAAUUCUGAUGUAAUGCAGGUUGUAGGAUUAUGUGGAUGAGUAUCAUUGGAAGGAUAAAAGAAUACUGUGGAUAAAAAUAUAAAGCUGAAACACUUGAGAAUGUUGUGUGUGGACAUACCAUGUAACAUUAAAAUAAAAAGAAAAACUGUAAUAAGUGAGAAAUGAACCAUAAUGAAUGUGUACAGAAUCUUAAAGGAUCAAAGAUAAAAGCUGACAUGAAAUUCAGAAAGUUGUCAUCUCUUCCAAGUAGCACCACUCAUUCAUUGUAAGUACCAUCUAUCCACUCAUUCCUAAAGACACCUCACAAAAGCAGCAGUAUCUUGUCUCAGUGAUAAUAAAGAAACAUUAGUUUACAAAAAUAUGUAUUACAAGUUAUAUUUACAUAACUUUAUCUUAUUAACAAAUGUAGGCUUUCAUAUCACAUGUAAUAUUAACACACAAGGCAGACAUAUCACCAGGUACCCUACACACUGCAUGACCAAAAGUUAGGGACAAGAAGAGAAGAAAAGACAGGUAGUACACAGCAUUCCUUACAUUAUUUGAGAGUAAUUGAUGGGUUAUCUUGGGCAUAUGUAGGGGUGAUUUUCAUGUUAAUCGUUAAUCAAAUAACAAGCAAACACACACACACACACACACACACACACACACACACACACACACACACACACACACACACAUGCCAGAGUCAUUAACUAU
Scylla paramamosain (green mud crab) is the source of this 3857-nucleotide messenger RNA. RefSeq lists its product as uncharacterized. The record is from RefSeq and is a predicted model, not a curated record. The coding region runs from base 866 to 2473 and encodes 535 amino acids. Gene Ontology annotation, cellular component: nucleus. NCBI's taxonomy places the organism in Eukaryota, Metazoa, Arthropoda, Malacostraca, Decapoda, Portunidae. The transcript has 13 exons.